CCGCAGACGCAGCUGCUCCUCUCCCCCCUCCGCAGGACUGAACCGUCCCGGAGCCUCCGGAGCGGACCGAACAGCGGAUCCAGACGGAACAUGCGGACGCUGGGGCUGCAGGUGGCCGCGGUGCUGGCUCUGCUGGCCGCGGUGAACGGGGCCGAGGCGGAGGUGAUCGAUGACAUCCUGAACAGCCUGUCCCGGGGAGCCGUGUUCCUGGAGCGGCAACAUGAGCACAUCAACCUGGACGGGGUGGUCGGCUUCCUCAUGCUGCAGGCUGAACUGAAGGAAGCCAUUCGGACGUGGCCUCACACUGACCCGGUCAGCUGGGCUCAGAGGACCACCGCCGUGUCGCUGGUCAAACGUUUGGACCAAAGCUUUGAUAAGGCCGUGGUGGCUCUGCAGCAGAACGACCCCAAGUACUACAGAGAGUUCGAGCCCCUGCUGUCCUGGACCUUCUGGCUCAUCCCUCAUGGCUGGAGCUCCACAGAUCCCAGUCUGGUCUACCCGUCCACCAUGACCACCGAGUGUUACGACGAGCAGCUCAGCGACAAAUGCCUGACUCUGCUGUUGGGAACCUGGAAGAUGAACGGGACCCCCUGCAUCGUCACCAAACCCUGCAGGGACACCAUGACCCGCUUCGGAUGCCCUCACUACUCCUUGUCCCACCAGCUGCUCUACUUCAUGAUCGGGAAAAUGAAAGGCUGCUCCAACCUGCUGAAAGGAGACACUCGACCGUCCCGGGCCAACAUGACCGAACGAAGCUACGAGAAGAUCUUCUGCUCCAACAUGAUGAAGACCAACCUGGACAUCAUCAGAGACGGUUUAACCGAGCAGACGGUCGACAUCUUCAUCGAGAACAUCCUCAUCUGCGGAUUGGCCGGUUUCUCCGACUUCUACAAAGCUGAUUGGCUGCAUCACAUCCUGCGUCUCCAGGACGAGGAACUGGGCUGUUUCGGCCGAGACAAGAGCAUCAUCUCUCAGAUCAUCGGAGACGAGUUACUGGAGCAGCUGCAGCCUCACCGCAGAGUGAAGAGGAGGGAGAAGAUCCUGCCAGACGGCUGCUCCAGUCACAUGACGGCGGUGGCGGUGGGCGCUCUGGGCGGAUACCUGAACUACUACCUGACAGAACAGGACAUCACCAAAAGGCCGCUGUCCUGAACGCCACACCGCCAGGUCCAUGUUCUACACGACAACCACAGAUGAUCAGGUAGAUGGAGACGACUCCUGACGCGUUCGAGGUUUCUGCACAAACCCCAGGACUGGAUUAUUUUACACCUACUUCUGUUUUGUGUUAGACUUUGUAGCUUCGACAAGUUCUGAAUUCAGUCGACAGAUUCCACAUGUAGGGAAACUCCAAUCAUUCAGGUCAGUAGCAGUGGAUUUCUGGCUCCUCUGACACUGCAUUAUACACUAUAUGGACAAAAGUAUUGGGACACGUUGCAUUCAGGUGUUUCUUUUCUAACAGGGGUCUGGGAUACAAAAUAAUAAUGACAAAUGUUAUAAUAUAGUUUUAUAUU
Sphaeramia orbicularis (orbiculate cardinalfish) is the source of this 1511-nucleotide messenger RNA. Its product is annotated as UPF0764 protein C16orf89 homolog. The record is from RefSeq and is a predicted model, not a curated record. Gene Ontology annotation, cellular component: cytosol; membrane. Bases 91 to 1152 code for a protein of 353 amino acids. The transcript has 8 exons. Lineage: Eukaryota; Metazoa; Chordata; Actinopteri; Kurtiformes; Apogonidae.